AUGCGUGGAAGGAUGAACGAUAGUCCUGAUACACAACUUUCGAAAACAUUGUCAUAUUUAUUAAGACACGGGGCAGCAAAGGAAGGAUUAAAGAUGAGAUCGGAUGGGUUUGUAAAAAUAAAUGAUUUAUUAGCUCGCCCAAAGUUGAAAGGUGUAGAAUUAGGUGAUAUUGAACGCAUUGUUGGAAAAGAUUCAAAACAAAGAUAUGCCAUGAUUCGUGAACCACCGCCGGAUGGGUCCUCCUCAUCCGAAGACAUUGUUUACAUUCGAGCUAAUCAAGGUCAUUCAAUUCAGGUUCCCGAACUCGACCUGGUCCCCAUCAUUGAUCCUGAAGACAUACCAACGGUCGUUCAUGGUACUUACAUGAAGUUUUGGGAUACGAUUCUUCUCGAGGGACUUAAACCGAUGAAGCGGACUCACAUUCAUUUCGCAUCGGGCUUGAUUGAUCAACCGGGAGUGAUCAGUGGUAUGCGCGCGUCUCGUGAAAUAGAUAUCUACCUAGAUGUCACCAAGUGCAUUUCAGCUGGCAUUCUUUUCCAUCGAUCUAAAAACGGAGUUAUAUUAUCUCAAGGUUUACCAGAUUCUAAUUCCAUCCCUAGCACCUAUUUUCAAAAAGUGAUACAUACAUCUGGAAAAGUUCUUUACCCCACUGAAUCUUCGACGUGA
Melampsora larici-populina 98AG31 is the source of this 666-nucleotide messenger RNA. RefSeq lists its product as uncharacterized. The record is from RefSeq and is a predicted model, not a curated record. The coding region runs from base 1 to 666 and encodes 221 amino acids. The transcript has 6 exons. Gene Ontology annotation, molecular function: tRNA 2'-phosphotransferase activity. Gene Ontology annotation, biological process: tRNA splicing, via endonucleolytic cleavage and ligation. Lineage: Eukaryota; Fungi; Basidiomycota; Pucciniomycetes; Pucciniales; Melampsoraceae.